AGCCACACACACACACACACAAACACCAAUAGACAGCUGAAGACAGAUGGAUGAUCUUGAUGAAACUAUUCUGGCAGCUGUAUAAAUGAGGCAGGGAGAAGACACCCUGCCCGAUUGUCUUUUUUCCUCUACAAACAUGCAUCCAUCUUUUUUUUUUUUUUUUUUUACAAUGUGUCAUUCCUGUUCGCCUCUCCCUUCUCCUUUCCUCUCCCUGCCGCUGAUCUUUUCUCCUGCGGUCCCCCCUCAUUUAGCAGGUCCAGCUUGUGUGUGCACUGCUGCUUUACCACCAGCCGUUACCCGCUGCCUCCCCCCUCCUCUCCGGCACGCAGGGAGAAAGAUGGAGAGGAGGGGAUGGGGAUGGGGAUGGGAGGGAUGAGCAAUAAAGAGCAGGGACCUUGCACAGUCUGAGAGGAGCAGCAGCAGAAACAGAGAGAGAGAGAGAGAGAAAAUAAAGGAGGUAUAGGGAAAGAUGAGAAGCAGUAUCCUUCUGAAAUGUAUGGAUUGCCUAUUGGAACAUGGAGGGGCAUGUAGAGGGAGGGACAUUGGAGAUUCCUAUCGGUGUGUUUGUGAGAGCAGGAGAGAGAAACGCAGAGUGUGAGAGAGAAGAACUGUGCAUGUGUGAGGGUGUGAUUAUGUGUGCGUGCGUCUGAUGUGGACUCAUUGAACCUGUGCGACGGUGUCUCUAUCAGAAGGCUUCAGAGGCAGUCGAGGAGCUGGUUGAGCAGUGACUCGCCUCAGCGCCUCCUCUAUGCCGGCGCUGUGUUGUCAUGCUUAACGCCUGAUGCGCUCAGAGGACACAGGCUGCCCAGGAGACAGCGAGAGGGGCGUGAUGGCCAGACGCGCCCUGACUCGGUCGUGCAUCUCCAGAUAUCCGCCCAGGCUUCUGUUGGCUUCUCUGAUCCCCUUCAGCCCUCAUCAAUGUCCUUCCUGUGCGUCUCCGUGAGGCUGCCUGCCUUCCUGCCACCGCGCUCUCUGAAUGGAUGCUGCUGUCAACACACAUGUGUGGCUUGCAAUGAGAGCCCAUGAUCUGGACUGGACUGCAUACAGCUCUGGGUGUACUGUGCCAUGAUGCUUUAGCGUGACACUAAUGCAUUUUUAAAGAGUUUUACCUUUUUCCUGUUAUAGCUGCUGUUCAUCACAUUCUUGAUGACGUAUGAUGCGGGACAGUUGUUAUUCUGAAUUGAAUCAAGAUUUUUGCUCUGAGUGAAGAGGAUUGACUGAGCAACAUAUAAGAUGGGGGUGCUGCACAUAAAAAUAAGGUCAAGUAAAUAAUUACCAUCAGGAAUGAGGCAUUAGACACCAUAAUGAAGAUUUAUUUGCCUCAGUGGCUGCAUACAUAUGCAGUGGAUAGAUUUUAAUUGGGUGUUUUCUAGGAACAAAAGAGCUGAUUGGACUGCACUGACAGAGUGCUGAAGGUUGUCAGGAAGAGCGGAUUUCUUUUCUGUUUCCCAGAGAAAUGAAAAUUGCAGUCAGAGAAGAAAUCCGUGACUGAAAUUAAAAUCCGAAACAAAGAAAUAGGGAUUUGGGGGAUGGAUGAAACCAACAGCCCCUCUGCUGUUGUAUCUUCCAAGGAGAAACUUAAUCUCCCUCCAUGUGAGUGUUUUGUCACAGUCGUGCUGUCAGAUUCUUUCACAUCCCAACACGCUGGCAAACUGUCAGUCGUUCAUGUUGCUCUGUCUGGUUUCAUUCAUCUACUGUGUGUCCACUGAAGCCUGACCACAUGAGCGGAGGCGGCGCCCUGCAGCAACGCACCACCUACCUCAUCUCCCUCACCCUGGUCAAGGUAGAGGCUGUGGAGGAGAAUGGAGGGGAGGCCAAGAACAGCACCCAGGGGAAGAAGGAAGAGGCCGGGGCGAGAGUGGAGGCGGAAGGUAAAGCUCCUGCACAGGCUGAGAAUGGAGCUGGAGUGGUUUUAGAACAACCACAAAGGGCUGAGGAUGCUGCUAUUGUGAAAGGGAACAAGUUAACUGAUGAACUCAGAGAUGGAGAGAGAAAACCCCUCUGCACUCUGAAAGAUAAACCACCCUCCACUGUUGAUGUCCUGAGUAAAGAGAAUGAAAAGCCGCCGUGCAACCUCUCAAUCCCCUUACCUGCUGAGAGAGUGACAAUUCAGAAGUCUGCAGAGAUUGACCUAACACCAGUCGAGAAGACGCUUUCCACCCCAGAGGCAAAGCAAUGCAGGUCCCCAUCACUGACCACAACACCACCAACAGAGGUGGUCGAGCCCAGCCACACCCCAACCAGGACCAGCCUCCCCAUCCGUCCGGUGGGACAGCGGCCUGUGAGUCUGCUGAAGUCUCACAGCAGUGUGGCCACCCGCGGUCGCGAGUCCAGGGAUGGUAGAGAGCGCAGCCCUACCUCAGCACAAAGCCUGGAUCGGAAGGACUGCCGCAUGCCGACGCGCUCACCAGGCCCCUGCAGGGCCUCAUGGGCCGAGGCGAGCAGACCUGAAGGAUGGAGGGACCUGCGGGAUGAAGCUCAAGCUGGAAUACCUCUAGAGAUUGGAGGUGGCAUGGCUGCAGUGAUGAGAGACAUCCCCAGGAAGGAGAGACUAAAGACAGGUUCGGCCUCCCUACCUGCGCCUGCUACCCAGGCCCCCAAACCGGGACGCAAAGGUAAAAGCCGCACGCUGGAUAACAGUGACCUGAACAGCCUCUCUGAAGACCUGGGGCUGGCCAGGGAGGCCCAGCAGGCACAGCAGGGCCAACGAGGCUCCGCUAAAGACAGGAAGAUGCUCAAGUUCAUCAGUGGCAUUUUCACAAAGAGCAGUUCAGGGGCAGCGGGGUCAUCCUCCACAGCGCCUCCUGUCUACAUACAGAGGGACUCCAGUGAGGAGGAAGUAAAUAUUGCCAACAGCCAGGAGUGGACCCUGAGCAGAUCCAUCCCAGAGCUGAGACUGGGCAUUCUGGGAAGUCUAAAAAGUGGCAAGUCAGCGCUGGUGAACAAAUACAUCACAGGCAGUUAUGUUGCACUUGAGAAGCCUGAUGGUGGUAGGUAUAAAAAGGAAGUGCUGGUGGACGGACAGAGUCAUUUAUUACUGAUCCGGGAGGAAGCUGGACCACCAGAUGCACAGUUCAGCAGCUGGGUUGACGCAGUGAUCAUGGUCUUCAGUCUGGAGAACGAGGCCAGCUUCCAGGAGCUCUACCAGCUCUACAGCCAGCUGAGUGCACAUCGCACAGACAUCCCAGUCAUAGUGGUCGGGACCCAAGAUAAAAUCAGCAGCACCAACCCCCGUGUGAUUGAGGAUCAGAGAGCCAGACAGCUGUGUAUUGAUGUGCGUCACUCGCUGUUUUACGAGACCUGCGCCACCUACGGGUUCAACGUUGACCGAGUGUUUUCAGAGGCUGCCCAGAAGAUUGUAGCUCAGAAGAAGCAGGCGGCGCUGCAGGCCUGCAAGUCUCUCCCUAACUCUCCCAGUCACUCUGGAGGCUCCACACCUGGAUCAGCAUCGCUCCCUGGCCAGGCCAGUAAUGGCCCGAGUAGUGGCUACGCCUACUCCCUCCCCUCCACCCCUGUGGUCAGUCACAGAGAUCUGCGGGUUGCACAGGGAGAGGGGGGAGGCAGUGUCAACUCACGUUCCCUGAAGAGCAUCCCCAGACGGCCCUCCCUCUUCAAGAACCGGGACUCAGAUAAGAAGGCUGGUGAUGGUAAAGGAGACCUGAGCGGCGUGCGGGGCGUUCCCAUCAAACAGAGCAUCCUGUGGAAGAGAAGUGGUAGCUCUCUGAAUAAGGAGUGGAAGAAGAAAUACGUCACCCUGUCCAACAAUGGCACGCUGUCUUACCACUCCAGCUCCAGUGACUACACACAGAAUAUCCAUGGAAAGGAAAUCGACCUGCUGCGUGUGACAGUUAAAGUUCCUGGGAAACGUCCUCCGAGAGCCGUCGCUCCUGCGGGCCCCUCACCUGUCCCCCCCGGCUCUGUACCUGGUGUUAACGGGCUGAAUAAGGAGCAGACAGCCGCUGAUAGCACCAGUACAGUUCCACAGUUGUGUCCUCCCACCCUCUCUGUGGUCGAUGACCGGUCUGGUGGUUUGUCACCUCAAGGAGGAGACAGAGGACUUCAACGCUGCUCGUCCUCAUUGUCCACCAAAGCACAAAGUGUUGAUGCUCUUGAAGGGGCAGCCAGUCCUUUCGCUGGAAAAGACCCCAGCCAAUCGUCUCCCAUGAGCGACAGGAAGAAGAACAGGAGGAAGAAGAGUAUGAAUCAGAAAGGGGAUGCAGCCGUUGGGCAGGCUGAAGCCAAACGCAAAAUGUGGAAAUUAAAGAGCUUUGGUAGCUUGAGAAACAUUAAUAAGACAGAUGAAGAGAAUACAGACUUUAUCAUAGUGUCGUUUACCGGGCAGACGUGGCACUUUGAGGCUCACAGCCUGGAGGACAGGGACUCGUGGGUGUCGGCUAUAGAGAGCCAGAUCCUGGCCAGCCUGCAGUCCUGUGAGAGCGGCAGAAACAAGGCUCGGAGGAGCAGCCAGAGCGAGGCUGUAGCGCUGCAGGCCAUCCGCAACGCCAAGGGCAACAAUCUGUGUGUGGACUGUGAAGCACCAAAUCCCACCUGGGCCAGUCUCAACCUGGGUGCGCUGAUCUGCAUCGAGUGCUCUGGGAUCCAUCGAAACCUGGGUACUCACCUGUCUCGUGUUCGCUCGCUGGACCUGGACGACUGGCCCGGAGAGCUCACGCAAGUCCUGGCUGCCAUCGGAAACCACAUGGCCAACAGCAUCUGGGAGAGCUGCACCCAGGGCAGAACCAAACCCACACCUACGGCAACACGUGAGGAGAGGGAGUCGUGGAUUCGUGCUAAGUACGAACAACGGGCGUUUGUGGCGGCUCUUCAGCCGGCCUCGGGGCCCCAGCUUGUAGAGGACAGUAUGCCGGUGUGGCUGCUGACUGCGGUGACUGAGAGAGAUCUGCCCAGACUGCUGGUCCUUCUGGCCCACAGCACCAAGGAACAGAUCAACGCUCAAAUGGCCGGGUCCACUUCACUGCCUCGCACGGCCCUGCACGCUGCUUGUCAGCUGGGGGAUGUAGUCAUGACCCAGCUGCUUGUCUGGUACGGAAUCGAUGUGAAAGCGAAAGAUAACCAAGGCCAGACGGCCAUGAGGAUGGCCAGAAAAACAGGAAGCAAAGGCUGCAUUGAUAUUUUGCUCCAACACGGCUGUCCCAACGAGACGUCCCCCCCCACUGCCACACCCGUCCUCUCCCGCCGGUCCAGCACUGCCAGCCUGGGCCGAACCAGCUCCAGGAAGCGAGUGUCAUAGCGUGAACUGAAGAUGCUACCACACAGGAGCUGCAUGGUGACGACCGGAGGAUGCUUAUUGGCUAGAAACCUUUUAAAACAUGGAUACAGCUGACUUUGGAGAGACUAUAAGAAAAAUGACAGAACUAUAUCAUAGUGCUAAGGAUUUUAAAAAAUAUGUUUCUGAAGACUGAACAACAUAUCAAACAACUUAAAAGCAAUACUCAUUCAAUUUGUUGAUGACAGAUAUAUUGCUGAAAUACUGUGUUGUUGUUGACCUCAUUUUAAAAUGACUCAAGUAGAACUUUGUAGCUGUCUUCUGUAAUUUUAGAGCAGACAGUCGAACUGCUUCUGUUUCACUUCCUCCAGAAGAAGUGCAAUAAUCCAGCUAUGACGAUGAAAAGCAACAAGUUUUAGAGCAAGCUGUGCUGGGUGACAGGAUGGUCACUGUUGUGAGAGAAUCAAUACAUGGAGAGGGUGCUGCUUUUAUUCAAAUUUAUUGUGACUGGACCAAAACAGCGACUAUUUUCUUUAGGCUUUACAAACAAAACCUACAAUAUGUCAUGUUGUUAGUUAUGUGUGCCUGUCGCAGCAGUAUAAAGGACAGUUUGGCCAAUAUAAACUGUUUUUCAGUGACAAAUCAGCUGAGAUAAUUCUGCUUAGACUAGAAAAAUAAAUAGUUUGGAAUAUGAAAUAUGUCAGUGUUACUCUCACAGGUCAAAGAUAUGGCGUUUUAAUAUACCGUAUAUGUAACUAUACUACAUACUUAAUGUUAAACUCUGUAACGAAGACACAACUGAAAAAUCAAAGACUCAAUUUUGUAAAUGAUUUCUACUGGUAGUUUUGAAAAUAUGUCAAGUUUGUUUUUUCAUUGUCUCUUAUAAUUUCUUAUUCUCCAACACGUCAUGAAAGCAUAAACCAGUAAACAAAUGCUUUUACAUAUGUAAACAUGUGGCUAUUUGUUAAAAGUUUUAUUUGGGAUGGCCAGGCGACUGCAUAAAGACUAUGACAUUAUUCAUAUUACUGUUGUGUAGGUCCCAUGAGUUUACAGUGAGGUAUGAAGAGUUGCAGGUGUCCUUGUUACUUCUGACACUUUGUGGGUCGUGUGAAUCCCUCAUGAGCUAAAAGAAAUGGUUACCGGAAUAAAAUAAACUUUUUUUAAUUAGCAUUA
Siniperca chuatsi (mandarin fish) is the source of this 6400-nucleotide messenger RNA. RefSeq names its product ArfGAP with GTPase domain, ankyrin repeat and PH domain 2 (gene agap2). Gene Ontology annotation, cellular component: nucleus. The coding region runs from base 1721 to 5251 and encodes 1176 amino acids. The record is from RefSeq and is a predicted model, not a curated record. Gene Ontology annotation, molecular function: GTPase activator activity; GTP binding; GTPase activity. The transcript has 19 exons. NCBI's taxonomy places the organism in Eukaryota, Metazoa, Chordata, Actinopteri, Centrarchiformes, Sinipercidae.